Molecule: messenger RNA, 8332 nt
Organism: Acanthoscelides obtectus
Lineage: Eukaryota; Metazoa; Arthropoda; Insecta; Coleoptera; Chrysomelidae
Source: the annotation of a GenBank genome assembly
AUGAACGACUUCAGCGUGCAUAGGAUAAUAGGAAGGGGCGGGUUCGGGGAAGUAUACGGCUGCAGAAAAGCCGAUACGGGGAAGAUGUACGCGAUGAAGUGUCUCGAUAAGAAGAGGAUAAAAAUGAAGCAAGGCGAAACGCUAGCGCUGAACGAGAGGAUAAUGUUAUCCUUGGUGAGCACCGGUCAAGACUGUCCCUUUAUAGUAUGUAUGACGUAUGCCUUCCACACGCCCGACAAACUCUGCUUUAUCCUGGACCUGAUGAACGGCGGCGAUCUGCACUACCACCUCUCGCAGCACGGCGUCUUCAACGAGACAGAGAUGAAGUUCUAUGCUGCCGAGGUCAUAUUAGGUUUAGAACAUAUGCAUAGGAGAUAUAUUGUAUAUAGGGAUUUAAAACCUGCAAAUAUACUAUUAGACGAACACGGUCAUGUUCGGAUAUCGGACUUAGGAUUAGCCUGUGAUUUUUCUAAAAAGAAACCCCAUGCUAGCGUAGGAACUCAUGGUUAUAUGGCACCUGAAGUAUUAUCAAAAGGCACUGCGUACGAUUCGAGCGCAGAUUGGUUCAGUUUCGGUUGUAUGUUGUACAAAUUGUUGAAAGGCCAUUCGCCUUUUCGCCAACAUAAGACCAAAGACAAACAUGAGAUCGAUAGGAUGACAUUAACUAUGAACGUAGAAUUACCAGACUCAUUUAGUAAAGAAUUAAAAUCAUUAUUAGAGGGGCUACUGCAAAGGGAUAUAGAUAAGAGAUUGGGCUGUAAAGGACAAGGAUCGGACGAAGUGAAGGAACAUCCAUUUUUUGCCGGAAUUGACUGGCAACAAGUGUACCUGCAAAAAUACACCCCUCCUCUUAUACCCCCUAGAGGAGAGGUAAAUGCGGCUGAUGCUUUUGAUAUUGGUUCUUUUGAUGAAGAGGACACCAAAGGAAUCAAGUUGACAGAUGCGGAUCAAGAACUCUACAAAAACUUCCCCCUUGUGAUAUCAGAACGGUGGCAGAAUGAAGUGGCGGAAACAGUAUUCGAAACUGUGAACUUUGAAGCUGACAAAACAGAGCACAAGAAAAGGGCAAAACAAAAAAAGCUGUAUGACAUAGAUGAAAAAGAAUCGGAUUGCAUUCUCCAUGGCUACGUAAAGAAACUAGGAGGUCCCUGGACUAGCAGCUGGCAGAUGCGAUAUGCGAAACUGUAUCCGAAUCGAUUAGAGUUGCAUCCCGACUCAGCGAAGCCUGAACUUGUAUUCAUGGAUCAAAUCGAGGAAGUCAGCCCGGAAUUAGUGCAAGUUAAGAACGAGAACUGCAUUGUGAUCAGGUUGCGGGACGGCAAGGUCGUUCUCACGAAUCCGGAUGAAAUCGGCCUAAAAGAGUGGCUGACGUCUCUGAAAUCGGCUCACAAGUUAUCGCAAGAGCUACUUGGUUCAAUGGCGAAGAAAGCUGGCAAGAUAUACGGCACAGAUUCCAACAACAGGAAUACCAUCAUAGCCACAAGAAACGCUAAUGGAAACUAACUGAACGUAAAGGAAAUCACUAUUCGAGAAAAGAGAAUAGCAGGGCGUUAAAGGUCCCUUUGAGGAUGACACAUUGCUUGACAGCUCACGCGUAUCCGAUUAUGUAGGCGGAAAAGAAUUGUACAAGUAUUUAUCGUAAAACGGAAUAGUGCGUAAGUUCGUACUGAGGCACAACAAACUGUUCUGUAGGUCUUGUGAAGUAAGGUAGGGGGAAGUGAAUUACCAAGAUGGUUACGCGAUGAGUAACUGAAAGAAACGUAUGUGACUUGUGAUUGACUGUUUACAAAGUGACACUCGUUUUACAAAAUUUUCAUAUCGAAAUGUAAAUGUUUUGACUGUUCACUAGUAAAAAUUCGCAACAAAACUGUGACGUUAUUGUUUUUCAGCGUGACGCACAGUGUUGCAGAAUGUGACUAUACCUUUGUCAUGGAUGUGAGACUUUCGUCAAAUGCUAGUAAACUAACUUUCAUUCUCCUGACGUUGACAGUAGGUUAUGAAAUGUAUGAUUCUCUUUCCAUACCCGAAAGUACAAGUGAAAUUGAGGAUAAACUGCAUCAUCCUUGAAAAAUAGUUAUAAAUAAUUUAGUAAUAACAUAGUGUAUAGGAAUGUGUAAAUGGAAUAAAAAACAAACGAAGUGUCACCUAGAAGUCAAAUAAACAAAAUAUAUUGUAAAAAAUGUCAAUUGUACUUGACGAGACUGAAACGUCUAAUCAUAUUAGACGAAAAUGCCCCUGGUUUGCGAAAUAAUUGGUAAGCCUGGUUUUAUUGAUUCAAGUUGUCCAAAGGGGUAUUCAAAACAUGGACGCAUAAAAUGAGUACUCCAAUUUUUGUGACAAAACUUUUUAUUCGACAACAAAGAAUGAGAAAACGGGGUUUUUCGGGAUUCAAUCGAAAGUGUCGGCAGGAACGAAAAAACUCUUUAUAUAGGAUUUUUAGGUAUUUAUGAGACCUACAAAAUGAGACCACAUGUAAACAGAUCCGACUAACAGCAAAAAGUUAUGGUAGAAAACCGAGGCGAAAUGCAGAUUUUGGCACUUGUUGGUAAUGCGACGAUGGUUUCUCGCAGAUAUUUGAAAUUUUUCAAAUUCGUAGCAUUGGUACUUCUGAAUAACCACAGCAAAAUUGGAGCAGAUUGGUGGAGUAGUUUCUCAGAAUUUCUAAUUGUUUAUCAAACCAUUCCGAAAGAUAAACGUUAUUUUUAUGCAAAAAACAAAGGUUACGUUUUUUUUUUCCUCUAAACAAUUUUGUAAGUAAUUGAACAAAUGCGCUACGAUAUUCGAAAAACUUUUGCUACUGUACACAUUUUAAAGCUUCAACGGACGGUGGGCGAUAAUAUAAUAUAUAUUAUAGUCGUACGAUACGCUAUAAUAUUAUAUUAUAUUAUGACUGCAACGGACUACAGAAUAUAUAUUUUCAUAUUUUUCUAGCAGUGGUGCCGAACCUACCGAUUUUUCAGCAUUUCUGUGCAUAGGCUGAUCUGCUGAUCUGUGCUGUACACAGUGUAUUUAAUUAACAAGGUAUUCCCCAUAUGUUAAUCUGCCGCGCUUGUCUAAAUCCUAAAACCCCUCUUGGGUUUCCCUUUCAAACUACCUAUGUAUAUUAUACCUAAAGACUUAAAAGAUUUACGUUUCGGAAAUUGUUUCAAAAGAAAUUUAAAAAAGUGGCUACAUUCUAUAUCUAGGACUGAAAUUCAUAAACUCAUAAAUACGAACAUCAACUAAAUACAUAAUCUACUGUAGCUAAUAUUUGUCCUUUUUUGUCAUUUGCAUUCUACAGUUUCAACUUGAAUUAUUGGUCCAUGUACAGGCGAUGCCUUCUAUUGGGCCUGUUUUGAUUUUGUAUUUAUUUACUCAUAUUGUUUGUUAUCUUUGUACAUUGAGUGAAUAAAAUAUUAUUAUAUAAAAAUAAAUAUUUAGAAGUUCAUACCGUCGGAUAUAUCGCAAUCAGCUGCUUCUUUAAUCUAAUUAUUUUCAUACUCGAUCGAAUCUACCUUCCAUAAACAUGGAUGUUUUCUUACACUUUCAAUAAAAUACUCCAUUGUGUCUAUUGCGAAUUCCGAAGUGCAAGAACAAAUAAUAAAAUAGCAACAUCCCGCCAAGCCGGCUGCCAGCAAGAACGGUUCGUUGGUAUUUUCGGGUGACGCGACGCAAGAGGGGAAUAGAUAUAGCGCAAAUAUCGCUCGGUAAGCAUAUCCCGAUAGAUACGUAAUAUAUCGUCUCAAUAGGUUUACACAUGGAGCGAUAUUUCUGUAAUGUGGAGGAUAGAAUAUAUAUAUUAUAUUAUCGCUCACCGUCCGUUGCCAGUUUAAAACAAAGCGAAUGUGUUGCGAAUUACAAAUACGAAAUGUUUGAAUUUGUUUAGAAGUAAAAAACGUAACCUUUGCUUUUCACAUAAAAAUAACAUUUAUCUUUAGGAAUGGGUUGUGUCUCAUAUCGGCAAGGUAAACACGUGUAUUUUGCUGUUAAAUGCUCUAUUAACGAACCCUGUAUAUUGCCCAAUAAACUAGUAGCGAUGGCCGGAAAACAGGUGUUUUGGGAUAAACAAUUAGAAAUUCUCAAAAAACUACUUGACCAAUCUACUCCAAUUUUGUUGUGGUUAUUUAGAAGUACGAAUGCUACGAAUUUGAAGAAUUUCAAGCUUCUGCGAGAAACCAUCGGCGCAUUACCAAGUGCCAAAACCUGCAGUUUGCCUCGGUUUUCGGCCAUAACUUUUUUUGCUAUGAGUCGGAUCUUUUUACAUGUGGUUUCAUUCUGUAGGUCUCAUAAAUACCUAAAAAUCUUCUAUGAAGAGUUUUUUCGUUCCUGCCAACACUUUCGAUUGAGUCUCAAAAAACACGUUUUCUCAUUCUUUCUUGUCGGAUAAAAAGUUUUCCCACAAAAAUUGGUGUAACCAUUUUAUGCGUCCAUGUUUUAAAUAACCCCCUUGAAUAACUUGCAGCAAUAAAACCAGACUUUACAAUUAUUUCGCUAACCAGCGGUAUUUUCGUCUAAUAUGAUUAGACUAUAACACCUGUCGUCCAUCAACCAGAAUGAUCUGCAGUCAAAUCUGAUCUUCAAAUAUGUUAAAAAUAAUACAAUUUUGAGUUCAUAAAUCGACCUUUACGUAUGCGGUAUUUGUGAUUUCCAAAAGUAUCUAUUAUUCUGGUUUUCAACCACUGUUGUUCAAAGAAAUGAUUAGUCACAUACGUUUUCUUGAAUCUAAUUAUAUUAACUGCUAUUGUAUGAUCAGCUGCAUAGAACAAUCAAUUUAGAGCCUUGUGUAUAAUUGAGGCGCAUACUUAGAGAAAGUAUAUUUUUAUAUGGGUUUUGGAUGAUUCGAAAUAUUCGUGUAAUAGCGAACUAAAUUUGGUGUUACAUAAGCGAUGUCAAUUUAUUUAUCAUUUUUGACCAUUGUCGAAAGUAAAUGUGGAUAUUAGAGUAUUUAGAAUUAUAACAGGCUCUAGGCCGUAGUUGACUGACAUAUUUUUAAGGAAAAUCAAAAUGCGGCAUGUUUAUAGCUGAUAUGUAUUAUAAAGCUCUGUAGAGGGUGUUCCAGAAUGUGUGAUCAACGCCACAGAUUCUCAUAGAAUACAAAAAAUGUGCCAUGAUCCUAUGAAAAAUAUCUUACAGUGCUCCUUUACAGAGAUAUAGACCCCCUGAAAACACCACUGAGCUUAGGUUUCUCUUGAAUAACAAAAUGAUCAGCAGGGGUACUACCUAAAAAAUCGAUAUAAUGUCAGUAAAAACGUCAACUUGUGUUCUAGCUAGUCACUAGUCCAAACCACCGCGCAUUUGAUAGUUUGCGAGAUACAGGGUGUCAAAGUGACAAUUUUAUUUUUAUUUUUCCUUAUUGCUUGAGAAGUAUUUCAGAUUUUGGCCUAAAGCUCGGUAUAGAGAGGUUUUCCAGUAUGAGAAACAAGAUUCCGUUAUUUUUUAUGGCCAAACUUCUAGAGAUCGCCACUUACAGCACUAUUUCGAUAAAUAACUUAUCAUAACUUUUUUGUGCUACCCUGUAUACAACAACUGACCGAAAAAUCUUGUUUUCUCGUGUUUCCACAACAGACAACGUUUACUUCUUAGAAGAUAUUUGUUUUUAAUAGUUCCAAUGCAUAAUUUGUAACUUGAUGAUAAAAUAUUUUUAUAAUAUAAUAAUCAAGUUGCUUUGGAUAAUAUCUGAGUAGUGUUGCUAUGGUUUUUCACAAUAACAAAUGAGGAUGGCAGCAAAACUAAUAAACGGAAAUAAUAGCUACAAAAAUUGUUCAAAAUGAGCACCAUCUUGCCUAACACACUAAGAGCUCGAGGUGCACUCUCCAUAGCAUUUGGAUGUUAUUUUUCAUUUCCUGUCUGUGGAAAACUCUUUGUCGAAGAUCAUCUACAGUUUCCACUGGCGUAUUCGCGUCGUUUUAAAUCACCCCAGAAGAAGAAAUCCAUAGGAUUUCAAUCUGGUGAUCUAGCCGGCCACGAUACAGGUCCUGAUCGGCCUAUCCACUGGUCUGGAUAAACUCUAUUUAGGUGUUCUCUAACUAAAAUACUAAAAUGAUGUGGGGCGCCUUCGUGCAUAAACCACAUCUUCUUGCGUGUUUGUAAUGGAAGAUCUUCCAUCAGAGUGGGUAAUUGUUCUUCAAAAUUGUACAUGCCUUUGACCAUUUAUUCUAGGUGGUAACUCAACGGGCCCUAUUAGAUAUUGUCCAAUUAUUCCUGCCCAUAAAUUAAUUUGAAAUUGUACUUGGUGGCGGGUUUUUAUUAUUGCAUGAGGAUUUUCGUCUGCAUAAAUGUGAAGAUUAUACGAGUUAAUGGGCCCACCCCUUCCAAAUCCUGCUUUGUCCGAAAAUAACGUUAACGAAGUAAAACCAUUGUCGUGGUUAAACUUCCUUAUGAGCUAUGUACAAAAUUCUAUCCUUGCGGGUUCAUCAUCCACGCUCAAACCAUGUACUUUUUGCAGGUGGUAUGGAUGGACCAGUUGCUCUUGAACAAUGGUAUUUACUAACUUGAAAUUCUCGAGCUGCAUUCCUAAUCCCAACUGUAGGAUUUUCAAAGUACAGCAUCUAAAACAUUUUCUUCAACUUCAGCUGUAUGUACAGUUCUGGGAGCUCCACUAUGUCGGCCCAUAUUUUGAGCAAAACUACCUAAAAUCCAAAUGGUUUUUACUACUCAAAAUAAGGCUAUAAUCAUUUCUUACCAGUUUCUCGUAACCGCUGAUCGAUUCGUUGGAAAGUAUUUGAAUUAGGCAGGUGUCUAUUAGGGAAUCUGUAGCUUACAUCUUCAUGCUUUAAAGCAAUAUUAUUACAAACAUUAGAAACCAUAGCAACGCUACUCAGAUAUUAUCCAAAGCAACUUGAUUAUUAUGUUAUAAAAAUGUUUUAUCAUCACGCUACAAAUAAUGCAUUGGAACUUUAAAAAAGAAAUAUCUCGAAAACUAUUAGCUUCAGACACUUCUAACAAGUAAACAUUUCAUGUUGUGGAUUUUGCAUAUAAGCAAAAUACAUUUAACCUAAAAGCUGCACGUUUUGUCGUACCCUUUUUACAUCAACCAUUUCUCCACGAACUUAUGCAGAUGAACUUCUUCAAGGUCAUGGUGAUUUUGGAGUAUUUCCAUCGAUUAACAAAUUCAUAGAUUAUCUGACAGCACACAACAGUGCCAACCACUCAACAAAUUCUUGCUUGAAACAUUCUUUGAGAUUUAAUAUUCAUUGUGGUUUUUAUUUUGAACCAUAUCUAACAAACUGUUGAAUUAUGUAGUUCUUUCGAAGUUCUAUACUUGAAAAGAUGUUUAUUAUAAUGUAAAGGAGAACAAUAUUGGCACCAUGGAGUUACGUUCAACUUUGCACAAAAUUGUAUAUUAGAACAGGAUCUUAUUGCAUGAAAACAUCCACGAACAAGUUCAUGAAUUCAUUUGACGUCAAAUUCUUGCCGUAUACAUUUGAAAUUUGACCAUGAAGAUGUAGAAAUUCAUGUAUUUGUCAAAGUAAGACGGGUAUUGUUAAUACAGUUGGGAUAAGUGGGGAAAAAGAUAUUUUACCUCAGUUAAAAUCACGUGCAAUAAACUGAGCCAACUGAGGUUGUGUGUAAAACCAACGUAACUUUUAUUUUUAUAUUCGCUACGUAUAUAACACUACGCCGUUCAAAAUUUAUUCGAGGAAAACCUAUUUCCAGUACCGUCCUUUGGGGACCUGUUUCUCCCAGGGUUGCUUCUUGAUACAUUUUAUAAAAGGAUUUCUCACAUUUUUUCUGUAUUCUACGUGAAUCUGGCAGAUAGACACGAUUUUGGCACACGCUGUAUGCUACAAAUAUCAACAGAUUUAUAAUGUUAUAUAAAUAGGUAUUUAGGUGAUUACCAAAGGGAUCAUUGAUUAAUCCUCAGAUGAACUGAGGUAAGCUAUGAAUUUUAUUGGAGGAUAUGUCAUAUAUGUUAAUAUCAUACGUUGUUUGUGCGUUUUUUAUGUAAAAGUAUUACAUUGAAACUUGUGUAAGAUUUUAUCCAAUUCAUUGUGAUUUGAGAUGAAUGGUUGGAUCUUUGAAUUAAUAUUAUUGUAUUUACUCAGAAUAACAAAGCAUACAGUGCCACUUAUUUUUUGAACUGGUCAAGUUAACAAUCUGAAUUCAGGGGGUGAUAUUGAUGUAUGAAUACUAUAUUUCAGCAUAAAAGAGGCAGUUGAGAAUUUGAAAAUGGCUUUUCAUGGCCUUAGUACAUAUUUCAAAAAAUAGUUUAUAAUGCAUUUUUUCUACCGCAUUUAUUAUAUUGUUUAACUAUCUUGUUCUGACAACGAAACUGUGUUCUGAAAAUCACAAGUUCUGCAUAAUAAAGCUAUGAGAAUAAUACUGGAUAAAAAUAAGUACACCAAAAUAAAAU